UGGUGAAGAGAAGCAGCUGCAGCAGGUGAAGACCAUUCGUUCGCAGCUGCAAGGGCAGUGUGGGAGCCGGAAUUCGAUUGUUGUUCUCGUCGGAUCUCCUCAGUGCGUAGUUGAGACCGAGCGGCGUCAAACGAUGGCAUGGAUUGUUGAAUAAAAGAGGCAACGGUAUUAUACUCCUCCGGAAGUCCAUUCACAAGUUGUAUUACCAAACGUUUAUCAUUCAUGGAAAAAUCAAGGUCACUCAAUCGAUUUGCAAGUGCCUUUAGCUUAUCACAGUAAUCAUCAACAUCAUUGCAAUCAAUGAUUUACAAACUUACUCUCAAGGGUUGCGGCACGACUAGCUUUGUUGUCUUGGAAAAGACGUUGAAGAUGAUCCCAAAUCUCUUUCGCUGUGUUUCCGGAUUUGAGAACAGUAAGCAUCAAAUCUUUGGCCAUGGUGGAGAACAUCCAUUGGCGGCAGAGAGCAUCUAGUUGAAGAACGGUAGAGGCGUCUAGAUCCGACGGCGGGACUGAUGCAUCUAUGAGAAACAUUAGGUUGUGUGCUUGAAGAUGGAGUUUAAACAAGAAAACCCAUGAAGAAUACUCAUCUUGUUUGAUGUCUAAAGAUAUGGGUAUGAGAUUUUUGAUGUUGGUGACGGUAAAGGCCGGAUGUAAGGUUUUUUUAUCACCCGCCAUUGAAGUUGUUAGAGAAGAAGAAGAAGAUGGAUCAAUUUUUGGCUAUUGAUACCAUGUUGGAAAUAUUUUUCCCAUAAACUUUAUUAUAUAUGUUUUACAUAGUUUCCCAAAAUACGGUGACCCAAAUAUAUGGUCUAUUACUGGAAUUGAACCAAAUUCAUAUACAUUCCCAUUCCUUUUAAAAUCUUGUAAUGGUGGUGGUCAGUUUCAGGAAGGUAAACAGAUUCAUUCACAUGUUUUCAAGAUGGGUUUGGAAACUGAUUUGUUUAUACAUACUUCACUUAUUAAUAUGUAUGCAAGAAAUGGUGAAUUAGUCGAUGCUCGGUUAGUGUUUGAUAAAAGUUGUCAUAGAGAUGUUGUUUCAUUUACAGCUAUGAUCACCGGAUAUGCUUGUGGGGGUUACUUGGAUGAUGCGUGGAGACUUUUCGAUGAGAUUCCUGUAAGAGAUGUUGUGUCGUGGAAUGCUAUUUUUGCCGCUUAUGUUCAAAGUGGGCAAUUCGAAGAAGCAUUGAGCUUUUUCAAAGAUAUGUUGAAAGGGAAAGUGAAACCGAAUGGGAGUACGAUGAUUAGUGUUCUUUCUGCUUGUGCGCAUUCAAGUUCUCUGGAGACUGGGAAUUGGGUAGGUUCUUGGAUUGAAGAUAAUGGACUUGGUUCAAAUCUUCGGUUAGUUAAUGCUCUGCUAAAUAUGUAUUGUAAGUGUGGAGAUUUGGAAAAAGCUCGUCUUUUGUUUGAUGGAAUAAGUAGAAAGGAUUGCAUAUCAUGGAAUAUAAUGAUUGGGGGUUACACGCAUAUGGGUCAGUACAAAGAAGCCUUGUACCUCUUUCAACAAAUGCAACGUUCAGGCGAAGAACCAAACGAGGUCACUAUCUUGAGCAUACUUCCAGCUUGUACAUACUUAGUUGCCCUUGAAACUGGCAUAUGGAUUCAUGCAUAUAUAGAUAGGCACUUCAAAUGGUCUACUAAUACAUCUCUUUCUACUAGUCUAAUUGACAUGUAUGCUAAAUGUGGAAGUAUUCAGUCUGCAAAACAAGUUUUCGACAGUGUAAAUCCAAAAAGUUUGGCUUCUUGGAACGCAAUAAUAUCUGGGUUAGCGAUGCAUGGGCAUGUUGAUUCCUCCCUUGAACUUUUCACAAAAAUGGUCGAUGAAGGAACUGAGCCAAAUGAUAUUACAUUUAUUGCUGUGCUUUCAUCUUGUAGUCAUGGAGGUUUGGUAGAACAGGCCCGCCAGUACUUCCAUUCCAUGGUCAAUGAUUACAAGAUUCCACCAAAGUUGCAACAUUAUGGAUGUAUGAUAGAUCUCCUUGGUCGAGCUGGGUUGUUCUGUGAAGCAGACAGCCUAAUUAAGAGUAUGGAGAUGAAACCUGAUGCGGCCAUAUUGAGUUCUCUGCUUGGAGCUUGUAAGCUUCAUGGUAAAGUCGAACUUGCUGAAGUUAUUUCUGACAAACUUUUUGAGCUGGAACCAGAUAAUCCUGGUGGUUAUGUGCAAUUAUCAAAUAUCUACGCAGCGGCUGGUAGAUGGGAAGAUGUGGCAAGAAUAAGAACACGAUUAAAUGAUAGAGGAAUGAAAAAAGUUCCUGGAUGCAGCUCUAUUGAAGUGAAUAGCGUUGUUCAUGAGUUCCUCGUCGAUGACAAAACUCAUCCACGCUGUAAAGAAAUAUACACAAUGUUGGAUGAAAUAGAUAAACUGUUGGAGUUAGCUGGGCAUAAACCUGAUACAUCAGAGGUACUUUACGAUAUCGGCGAGAAGCAGAAGGAGGGUGCAUUAUGUUAUCACAGUGAGAGACUAGCAAUUGCUUUCGGUUUGAUCAGUACUAAGCCUGGGACAACUAUCCGGAUAGUGAAAAACCUUCGUGUAUGCGGGAAUUGUCAUUCAGCUACUAAACUCAUUUCCAAGAUCUUCAAAAGGGAUAUUAUAGCUAGAGAUCGAAGUCGAUUCCAUCAUUUUAGAGAUGGUUCUUGCUCAUGCAUGGAUUACCGGUGACAUUCAAGAGGUUUAAGUUAGAAGAAAUCAUGAAUUGUUAUGCAUAUGACAAAUAUUGUCUAUACCAAAGGUUGUGUAUGAGAAAGAUUUUGGGAUUUUUGCUGCCACACAUCCUUUGGGAUAUACAAUACCUGCGAUGAUGCUAACUACAAAGACCUCAAGGCGCAGGAAGGUGGAAAGGAAUACUCAAAUGCAAGCAAUUGUUUGAAGACAGCACUGAGAUUCAGUUAGAGUGGGUCUUCAAUCAAUUUCUAGUUUGAAAAGUGGAAUGGGGACUGUAUUUCUUGACGGUAGGUUUCAUAAAAAAAACAUACUCCCUCCGUUUCUAAAAAAGAGGUACUAUCACUUUUCCAUUUCAGCCUAAAAAUAGGCCAAAUUUCAGAAAAACCAAUUGUAACUUUUUUCAGGAACGGAGGGAGUGUAUAAAUUGAGUUAUAAAUAGGAAAGCAGUGUAGCUGAGAUGAUCAUCCACUAAUGGGGAUUGGAACU
Papaver somniferum (opium poppy) is the source of this 3145-nucleotide messenger RNA. RefSeq names its product pentatricopeptide repeat-containing protein At1g08070, chloroplastic-like. The record is from RefSeq and is a predicted model, not a curated record. Gene Ontology annotation, molecular function: zinc ion binding; protein binding; RNA binding. Lineage: Eukaryota; Viridiplantae; Streptophyta; Magnoliopsida; Ranunculales; Papaveraceae. Bases 920 to 2656 code for a protein of 578 amino acids. Gene Ontology annotation, biological process: RNA modification. The transcript has 2 exons.